Messenger RNA from Phaeodactylum tricornutum CCAP 1055/1, 1143 nucleotides. RefSeq lists its product with no specific name. NCBI's taxonomy places the organism in Eukaryota, Bacillariophyta, Bacillariophyceae, Surirellales, Neidiaceae. The transcript has a single exon. The coding region runs from base 1 to 1143 and encodes 380 amino acids. Gene Ontology annotation, molecular function: mRNA binding. The record is from RefSeq and is a predicted model, not a curated record. Gene Ontology annotation, cellular component: cytosol.
AUGACACGAAGAAGAGCUGGUAGAUCCUUAGGCAAGACGCUGUUACCGGUGCUUCUAAGCUCCUUGACUACCGUGGGAGCUUGGCUUCCAACGGUACACCACUCGAUAUUACCAUUCUCCCGCUUUGCCGAGUCCUUUCCUUUUCAGAGAAUUUCCACCGCGAGCACAAUUUUGUACACGACGUCUGAUGGCAACAAGAGUAAGAAGAAUACGAAUACUGCUUCCCACUCCAAAUUUGCACAACCCGCCUUUCGGCAGGCUGCGUAUACCGGAACGACCCGUAAGGAACGUCAAACGCCGGGCCCUGAGCAACACACGACGCACCGUUCACCACAACCGUUCGGGGCCGACAGUAAAAUUUCCUCUUUGCAUCUCGAAAGAGUUCGAACUGCUGGUCGCGUCGGGACCAAGCGUUACGUCAACCCUUGCAAGGUAUUCGUCGGCAACUUGCCCUUUGCAAUGGACGAAUCCGCAUUGCAGACUUGGUUGAGUGCGCAAAUGGGUCUGCCUCCCGCCGUUUUGCUGAACGAAUGCAAGAUCGUUCGGGAUUGGAAGACGGGAAAAUCGAAAGGUUUCGGAUUUGCCGUCUUUACCGAAGCCAUUUAUGCGACCGUGUGUAUCGAAAAAUGUCACGGUGCAAAACUGGAAUCUCGACCUGUUACGGUGAAACAGGGACAAAGGAAACCGGACGAGAAUCUAGUGUACAUUAAAAAGCGGAAAGAGCAACCAUCGGAUGCGGAAGAAGCUGCCAUCCAAAACGGGUUGACACAAGCCGAAGGUCAUAUCCGUGAUGAUAUCGUCAUAAUGGAUCCGGAAGAAAUGGCCAUGAUUAAAAUGCUGGAUCCGGACCUGUUACCAGAUCACGUACAAAUUAACGGGAGCAGCAACUCAGCUUCGAGUGUGUCAUCAUCCUCUUCAUCGUCUGCUUACAGUAGCGACGAUAUUUUAUUUGACGACAUUGACGAAGACGACGACGAAGGUGUGGAUGGGUUUUGGUACGGUGACGACGACGAAGCUGGCGACGAUGACAGCGAUAUUCAGCUCGAUACGACCAUGACUCAAAAUCGAGAACAACGCCGUGAGGCUGCAAAGCGACAACCCAAACGACGCAAGUUGAUCAACAAGGGGUUCGGUACCGUGUAA